GAACACCUGAAACAGGUAGCACAUCUGGGACAGUUAGGUCACCUGUGACAUUAAGCACCCCUGGGAUUCAAAGGAAAAAUAUAACAGGUAGCACAUCUGAAAUAGCUAGUACAUCACUGACUGGAAGUACAUCUGGGACAGUCAGUACAGCUGGGACACCUAACACACCUGAGACGAAAAGUACACCUGGUACAGUAAGUACACCUGAAACAGCAAGCACACAUGGGACUUUUAGUAGUCCUGGGACUGUUAAAAAGUACUUGAUGUUUAGGACCACGGAGAAAACAAGUGCACUUCAGACAGUCCGUUCAUCUGUGAAAUCUAGUACGAGUACAUCUGGAACAGUUAGUACUCCUCUACCACUGAGUACAAUUGAGACAGUUAGAACACCUGAAACAGGUAGCACAUUUGGGACAGAAAGCUCACCUGGAACUGUAAGCACACCUGGGAUAGUCAACUCUCCUGGGACAAUUAGUACACAGUGGGCAGUUAAAAAGCAUAUGGUAACUAGUACCUCGGAGACAUUAAGUGCAUCUGAGACAGUAAGGUCAUCUUUGGGAUCUAGUACAUUUGGAACAGUGAGUACAUAUUUUUUACCCAUGAGUACAUCUGGGGGACCUAGAACACCCGGAACAGGUAGCACAUCUGGAAUAGUUAGUAACUUUGGAAAAGCUAGUACAUCCUUAAGUGGUAGUACACAUGGGACAGUCAGUACAACUGGGACACCUAGCACACCUGAGACGUACAGUACAUCUGGCACAGUAGGUACACCUCAAACACCCACUACGCCUGAGACAGUUAAACAGCAUUUGAAGAUUGGUACUACGGGGACAGCUAGUACACCUCAGGCCGCCGGCUCAUCUGUGAAAACCAGUACAUCUGGAACAGUCAGCACGCCUCAACCAUUGAGUACAUCUGAGAUACCUAGAACACCUAGCACAUCUGGAACAGUUAGGUCAGCUGGGACAGUAGGUACCCCUGGGAUAGAAAGGACACCUCUAUCAGGUAGCACCUCUGAAAUACCUAGUACAUCCUCGACUAGUAGUACACCUGGGACAGUCAGUACAGCUGGGACACCUAACACACCUGAGACGAAAAGUACACCUGGUACAGUAGGUACACCUGAAACAGCAAGUACACAUAGGGCAGUCAGUACGCGGAAGGCUGUAACAAAGCAUUUGAUGAUUAAUACCACCGAGACAUCUAGUACACCUCAGACAGUCAGUUCAUCCGCGAAACCCAGUACAUCUGAGACAGCUAGAACACCUCAAACAAGCGGUACACAAAGGACAGCUAGUACAACAUCGACAGCCGGCUUUUCUUGGUCAGAAAGUACCCCUGAGCAAUAUAGAACAGCUGAAAUAGCUAGUACAUUUGGAAAAGCUAGUACAUAUCAGACUGGUAGUACACCUUGGACAGCCGGUACAGCUGGCACACCUAACACACCUGAGACAAAAAGCUUACCUUGGACAGUAAGUACCCCUGAGAGACCAAGAACACCUGGAACAAGUAGCAUCGCUGCAAUAGUUAGUACAUUCGGAACACCUAGUACUUCCAUUACUGGUAGUACACCUGGGACAGGUGCAGUAGUACACCUGGUCAGUACAGCUGUGACACCUAGUACACAUGGGCCAGUAAGUACGCCUAAGACAGUUAAAAAACAUCUAAUACCUAGUACCACUGAGUCAGCUAGUACACUUCAGACAGCGAGUACUUCUAUGAAAACUAGUACAUUAGGAACAGUUAGUACAGCCUUACCUUUGAGUACAUCUGAAAAAACUAGAACACCUGAAAAAGGCAGCACUUUGGGGUCAGUUAGCUCACCUGGUACAGUUAGUGCAAAUUUACCACCCAGUGAACCUGACAUAGCUAGGAGACCUGCAACAGCUAGCACAUCUCGGACAGUCAGUUUUCCUUGGUCAGUAAGUAUCUCUGAGAUAUCUAGAACACCUGGAACAGGUAGUACAUCUAGGAUAGUUAGUACAUUUAGACAAACUAGAACAUCAUUGACCAGUAGUACACCUGGGACAGUCAGUACAGCUGGGACACCUAACGCAUCUGAGAGAACCCGUGCGCCGCCUGGCACAGUUGGCAUUCCUGAAACAGCUAAUACACAGGGUGCAGUAAGUAUGCCUGGGACAGUUAAACAGCAUUUGAGAAUUAGUACCACGGAGACAAUUGGUACACCUCAGACAGUCAGUGCAUCUAUGAAACCUAGUACGUCCGGACCAGUCAGUACGCAACUUCCAUUUAGAACAUCUGAAAUAGAUAGAACACCUGAAACAGGUAGCACUUCUGGGAAAGCUAGUUCACCUCGGAUAGUCAGUACAUUUGGGACAGGAAGUACUCAUGGGUCAUCUAUUACACCUGGGACAGCUACCUUACCCAUUACACAUGAAACAGCUAGUACAUAUGAGACAACUAGUACACAUGGGGCAACUAGUACACCAGAGACAGUAAGUACCCCUGAUAUAGCAAAAAAGCAUUUAAUAAUUAGAACCACGGAAACGACUAGUAUACCUCAGACAGUCACCGUAAAACCUAGUACAAGUGGAAUUGUUGGUUCCUCUUUACCAUUGAGUACAUCUGAAUCAGUUAGUACACAUUUACCAAUUACCACACCUUAUGAAGUUAGAGCAUCGGAAAUACGUACCACAUCUAGGACGGUUAACUUUCCUUGGACAAUAAGUACCCAUGAGAUAUCAAGAACACCUGGAACAGGUAGCACGUCUGGGAUAGUUAGUACAUUUGGAAAAGCUAGUACAUCCUUGACGGGCAGUACACCUGGGACAGUCAGUACGGUUGGGACACCUAGCACACCUGUAACAGCUAGUUCACCUGGGAUAUCUAGAGAACCUGUAACAGGUAGCACAUCAGGGGUAGUCAGUACAUUUAUAAACGCGAGUACAUCCUUGAUGGGCAGUACACCUGGGACAGGUGAGAAAACAGGUACUAAACAUUUGAUCGAAAGUAGUCCUCGGACAGUCAGUACAGCUGGAAAAGUUAGUACCUACAGAACAGCUAGUACCCCUUUCUCAGCCGGUACACCAGACAAGGUUUUAACCCCUGGAACAACUAGUGCAUCUGGAAUAGUUAGUACAUCAGGGAAACUUAGUACACCUGGGACAUUUAGUACAGCUGGGACAAUUACUACACCUGGAACAACUGGCACAGCUAAUACACUUGAACCAGCCAGUGCAUCCGCGGAAGUCAGUACACCAAGACCAGUCACUGCACCCCUAACAUUGAACACACCUGCUGAAACCGGUAGUUCACUUGGCACAGUUGCUACACCGGGAGCAGUUACUAAACGAUUGGUAGUUAGCUACCCUAGGACACUUAGUACACCUGGGACAGUUAGAAAUCGUAGAACAGCUAGUACCCUUUGGACAGUUGGUAUACCUGAGGCAUCGAGUACAUCUUGGGAUGUCAGUACAUCUUUGAAAACUAUUUCAACUGGGACGAAGAGUACACCUGGGGCAUUCAGUACACAUGAGACAGCCAGUACACCUGAUACAGUCAGUACACGUGGUCUAUGCAAAUUUCCCACGACGUGCGACCCAUGUCCCGACAGAUGCGAGAAGAACUGCCGCACGUUUAGAGCUAACGCUAUGUGUCAUCACGAGGAUGAAUGUGUGGCAGGCUGCCACUGUCCCUCGGCACAGUACAUGGAUGAUGACGGGUUUUGCUCAGAACCCAAGCUCUGUCCAUGCUACGACUCUGGGGGUCUCCAGAGGCCGUUUAACUCGACGUACAUGGAUAGUUCGACCUUCUCUUCACGUGGGGUUCUUGGUCGUCUUGGUCUGCCUGUUCAGCGCAUUGUGGAAAGGGAACAUCUACAAGACAUCGGUGAGCUAGUACCCAUUCAAAGAGAUUUUGUGUUUAGUACUGCAGUUCGUGGCUGUGGUGUCCUUCAGCUAUAG
Molecule: messenger RNA, 3923 nt
Organism: Aplysia californica (California sea hare)
Lineage: Eukaryota; Metazoa; Mollusca; Gastropoda; Aplysiida; Aplysiidae
Exons: 5
Coding region: 264-3923 (1219 amino acids)
Source: RefSeq, a predicted model, not a curated record